AUGAAAAACGAGCACGAGUUAGAGCCUCAACUCAAGCAACUCAGGCCAUGUGGCGGAUGCACUAAGAUGAUUCGAGAAAUGACGUUGGAAUCCGAUGAUGUGAUUUGGAGGAUGCUUUUGAGCACGUGUAGAAUGCACGGGAAUGUGGAGGUAGCCGAGAAAGCGACGAGUGCCCUUCUCAAGCUCGACACACAAGACUCGUCGGGUUGCGUGCUUCUUUUGAAUGUGUAUGCGGAUGUAGGGAUGUGGGGCUGGGUUUCAAAGAUGAGGAGAGUGAUGAGGCAUGGGAGGAUGAAGAAGGAGCCCGGGUGCAGCUGGGGCGAGCUGCAGUCGGAAGUGCACAUGUUUCUUGCCGGAGAUAAGGCGCACCCGAGGUGCCAGCCGGCGGCAAUGGCGACGGUUUCUUAUUCCUCAACCAACCGUCUCAUCAAACCUUUAUUCAUCCGCACACUUUCCACAUUCGCACCAAAAAUUCAGCCGAACCCAUUUUAUAAGGAGACGUUUUCCCAUUUGUUCCAAGAAUGCUCCAGAGAGCGGUCCCUCGAACCGGGCCGGCAGGCCAACGCCCGGAUGAUAGCGUCGGGCUUCGAACCCACGGUCUUCGUCGCCAACUGUUUUCUGAAGAUGUGCAGAAGAUGCUCCCGUUUGGACACUGCUCGGAAAGCGUUCGAUAAAAUGUCCCAACGGGAUGUUAUCUCAUGGAACUCUCUGAUUUCUGGGUAUGCAGUCUGUGGGAAAAUGGAUAUAGCCCAAUCGAGUUUCGGAUCGAUGACGGAGAGGGAUGUGAUUUCGUGGAACUCUCUGAUCUCUGGAAAUGCUAUUUGCGUUAUCAGGUGCACUUGUGUUGUGGUCAAGUCGGGAUUCGAGGAUGAUGUGGCGACGGGUAGUGCGGUUUUGGAUAUGUACGCAAAAUGCAAGAAUUUGGACGAGUCCCUACGCUUUUUUCACACGAUGCCAGUAAGAAAUUGGGUUUCUUGGAGUGCAAUAAUCGCGGGCUGCAUUCAAAAUAAUGAGCAUAUGAGUGGCUUGAAACUGUUUAAAGAGAUGCAGAAGGAAGGAAUUGGGUCCCAUAACACGUCAAUCACAGGUUACGCCAGAAGUCAUCGUUGGUUUGAAGGUUUCGAGUUGUUUAUACGUUUAUUGAGGUCCGGUCUCGGUUUUGACGAAAUAAGCCUCUCGGGCGCAUUCAGUGCGUGUGCAGAAGCUCGUCAAGUAUUUGACGAGAUGGAAGUAAGAGAUGCCGUGUCUUGGAAUUCUGUCAUUGCAGCAUCUGAACAGAACAAAAACGACGAGACCUUGUCGCUAUUUGUUUCCAUGCUUCAGUUGAGGAUGGAGCCAGACGAGUUCACGUUCGGGAGCUUAUUAAAAGCUUGUGCAGGAGAACGAGCUUUGGGUCAUGGGAAGGAAGUUCACGGGCAGGUGAUUAAAUCCGAGUUGGGAAAGGACUCUUCGUGGGGAGCCAUUGCGUGCGUGUACGCUAACCACGGGCUCGGUCGAGAAGCUCGAGGGAAUAGUUUCAAACCACGCAACUUUCGUGGAGGUCCUUCAAGCGUGUGGGCACAUCAGGCUUGUAGACGAGGCGCUCGGAAGGUGGGAUGGAUGGCUAUUAAGCUGGAAGGUGGGGCCCCUUCAAGAAUCACUGCAGCCAAAGCUAUAGUCGAGGCUGGUAUUGCCGUGAUGGGCCAUGUGGGACUUACACCUCAGGCCAUUAGUGUUCUCGGAGGUUUCAGGCCCCAGGGCAGAAAUGUCGAUAGUGCAGUCAAGCCACAAGGUCCACCGAGGUGCUGUGAGAUUUACAGGAGAUUGAAUUUGUUGAUUGGAGAGAUGAAGAUGGAU
Molecule: messenger RNA, 1836 nt
Organism: Striga asiatica
Lineage: Eukaryota; Viridiplantae; Streptophyta; Magnoliopsida; Lamiales; Orobanchaceae
Source: the annotation of a GenBank genome assembly